Molecule: messenger RNA, 483 nt
Organism: Solanum lycopersicum (tomato)
Lineage: Eukaryota; Viridiplantae; Streptophyta; Magnoliopsida; Solanales; Solanaceae
Source: RefSeq, a predicted model, not a curated record
AUGGAAGAAACAAGAAGAAGUAGAACAAGAAGAUACAAGGACAAAAUAGUGAGAAUUUCGCUAAAAGCAAGAAGGCUAGCUAUCCUCCUUGUCGGCAUUAUGAAAAAAAAUGUCACCCUCAUUUCAGAUGUUGGAGGAGACCUGAUGCAAAAUGCAGCAAGUGCAAUCAACAGGGUCAUGAAGCUUGAGAAAAAGAAAGUUAGAAUUGGAAAUGGUGAGUGUCUUGCUGUGAAAGGCAAUGGUGUCAUAGCCAUUACCAGUGGCUCUAGAACUAAACUUAUCACAUAUGUUUUGUAUGUACCAGACCUAGAUCGAAACCUUCUCAGUGUUGAUCAAUUAAUGGAAAAUGGAUUCAAUCUGUCCUUCAAAGACAAAACUUGUGUGAUGGAAGAUCCAUCAGGCAAUGAGAUAUUCAAGGUCAAAUGGAGUGGAGGUGUUUCGCGCUUAAUUCUUUCGAAGAAGAGCAGACAAAUUUUCUCCUGA